CAGCCAUCAACAUGGCUCAGUGUAGUGAAGAUAUCAACAAGAUUCGACAGUUUGUAGCAAAAGUUAAAAACUUUUCCUCGCAAUACAAUUCCAGCAGUUGGUCUGCCAACACUGUAGUUGGACCUCCGAGAGUGUACCCACAACAUGGAGACCUCCACGGGGCCUGGGCAAGCAAGGAUAUUGAUGCCAAUCAGUUUGUUGAGGUCCAGUAUCAUGAAAAAGUUUAUCUGACUGAGGUCAAUAUUUAUGAGACUUACCAUUCAGGAGGCACAAAGAGGGUCAAAGUAAAAAAUCCUUCAGGAAAAUGGGAGACAAUUUAUCAGGCCAACCAUGUAACAUGUAUGAAGAAAAGCAGGAUUUUUUCUCCACCUAUUCAGAAACCUGCCUAUCAAGUAGAUGAAUUAAGAAUUGAAGUAGACUGCACCGCAGCUGGAACUUGGGUGGAGAUUGAUGCUGUUGAGAUGGUCGGUACCAAAUUUAAUUUUGAUUUGCCAGAGAUGCCAGCACAGUUGUCCAAAGAUAUGGGUCAGCUGGUCAAUUCUGACCUAUUUAGUGAUGUCAAGUUUUCUGUGGAUGGUAGAAUAUUCCAUGGUCACAAGGCUAUACUGACUGUCCGUUCAGACUUCUUCAGGGCCAUGUUCUGUGACCAAAUGAGGGAGAGUAGAGCAAAUGAGCCAAUAGAACUGAAGGAUGUUAGUGCGGAUGCUUUUGCAAUAAUUCUGCAUUUUAUUUACACCAAUGAGAUUGACCAGAAUUCUGACUGCCUUCUACUGCUAGAAAUAUGGAGAGUUGCUGACCAGUUCUGUCUUGAUGGCCUGAAGUCAAUAGCUUUCAUCAACCUUUGCUCCAACCUCAAUACGGAGAAUGUGGUGGACAUUUACGUAGAGGCCUCAACUAAACUCCCCAUGAUAGAGGAUUUGAUGACUGCAGCCAUGGGAUUUAUGAGAUCAAAAAUGGAUGAGGUUGUCCGACAGCCAAACUUCACAUCUCUACCCAAAGAUGUAAUGGUGGAUAUCAUCCAACACAUGACAGAGAAGAUGUCCAUCUCCGAUUCCAAAUAAAAGGAAACAGCCAUUUUAUUCAUCACAUGACUAGAGAGAACAAGGAAAAUAGGAUUCACCUUAUCAUGUGGAAAUGCACAGGUGUUGGUUUAGGUGGAAUCAAGUGUACUGGUGAAUAUACGUAAGCUAUUUUCAGUGAAAAUUGCCAUUUAUAUACAAUGUAUAAGUAUGUACACAAUGCAAGUUUCCAU
Saccostrea echinata is the source of this 1252-nucleotide messenger RNA. RefSeq names its product TD and POZ domain-containing protein 3-like. Gene Ontology annotation, molecular function: ubiquitin protein ligase binding. Gene Ontology annotation, biological process: regulation of proteolysis; proteasome-mediated ubiquitin-dependent protein catabolic process. Gene Ontology annotation, cellular component: cytoplasm. The record is from RefSeq and is a predicted model, not a curated record. Lineage: Eukaryota; Metazoa; Mollusca; Bivalvia; Ostreida; Ostreidae. The transcript has 8 exons. Bases 12 to 1061 code for a protein of 349 amino acids.